This is a messenger RNA of Otolemur garnettii (small-eared galago), 2179 nucleotides long. It is a transcript of the gene SLC15A3, whose product is annotated as solute carrier family 15 member 3. Lineage: Eukaryota; Metazoa; Chordata; Mammalia; Primates; Galagidae. Gene Ontology annotation, molecular function: transmembrane transporter activity. The record is from RefSeq and is a predicted model, not a curated record. Bases 289 to 2034 code for a protein of 581 amino acids. Gene Ontology annotation, biological process: transmembrane transport. The transcript has 8 exons. Gene Ontology annotation, cellular component: lysosomal membrane.
GGUGGAGGGAAGAAAGGGGAGAGUUAAGGGAGAAACGGCAGGUGGGCAGGGUGUAAGGAGGGGAGAGGAGCGUGGACAACUAGGAGGAGCUGGAGUCCCAGCAGUGAGCGGAGGGACCCAGGGUAGUGGAAGGAAGGGAGAGGGGACAGGGGAGAAGGGGGUAGAAGGAAGAGAAGGGUGAGCCGAAAGGGGUGAGAAAGGAGGCAAGCCAGUAGUCGGGAGCGGCAGGGGCCGGGACUGGGCGGAGGGCUGGGAAGGUGGGGUAGAGAAGAGCCUCGGGGGCGCAGGAUGCCGGAGCUGCGCACCCCAGCCGGGCCUCGCGUGCCGGAGGAGCGCCGGCCGCUGCUGUCGCGCGGUGCGCGGGGCCCUAGACGGUGGCGGCGGGUGGCGGGCGCUGCGGUGCUGCUGGUGCAGAUGCUGGAGCGCGCGGCCUUCUUCGGCGUCGCGGCCAACCUCGUGCUCUACCUCAACAGCGUCAACUUCAACUGGGCGGGCCAGCAGGCAUCCCGCGCCGCGCUGGUCUUCCUGGGCGCCUCCUACCUGCUGGCGCCUGUGGGUGGCUGGCUGGCGGACGUGUACCUGGGUCGCUACCGCGCCGUGGCGAUCAGCCUGCUGCUGUAUCUGGUCGCCUCGGGGCUGCUGCCUGCCACCGCCUUCCCCGAUGGCCGUCGCUCUUUCUGCGGCGAGAUGCCAGCGUCGCCGCUGGGGCCAGCCUGUCCCUCUCCCGGCUGCAGGACCUCCUCGCCCAGCCCUUACUGCGCACCCACUCUCUACGCCGGGCUACUGCUGCUCGCCCUGGCCGCCAGCUCUGUCCGCAGCAACCUCACCUCUUUCGGUGCCGACCAGGUGAUGGAUCUCGGCCGCAAUGCCACCCGUCGCUUCUUCAACUGGUUUUACUGGAGCAUCAACCUGGGUGCUGUGCUGUCCCUGCUGGUGGUGGCUUUUAUCCAGCAGAACAUCAGCUUCCUGCUGGGCUACAGCAUCCCUGUGGGCUGUGUGGGCCUGGCAUUCUUCAUCUUCCUCUUUGCCACCCCCGUCUUCAUCACCAAGCCCCCUGCGGGAAGCCAAGUGUCCACUAUGCUUAAGCUUGCUCUCCAAAACUGCUGCCCCCGGCUAUGGCAACGACAUUCUUCCAGAGACCCUCAGGGCGCCCAUCUGCUGCCUGACCAGGGGUCUCCCCAGCCUGGGCUGUCCUCCCAAGAGGAUGUCGCCAACUUCCAGGUGCUGGUGAAGAUCUUGCCUGUCAUGGUGACCCUGGUGCCCUACUGGAUGGUGUAUUUCCAGAUGCAGUCCACGUUUGUCCUGCAAGGUCUUCAUCUCCACAUUCCAAACAUUUUUCCAGCCAACUCCGCUGCCAGCUCCAUGGCCCUGAGAGUCCAGGGCAGUAGCUACACGAUCCCGGAAGCCUGGCUCCUCCUGGCCAAUGUAGUGGUGGUGCUGAUUCUAGUCCCUCUGAAGGACCACUUGAUCGACCCUCUACUGCUGCGGUGCAAGCUGCUUCCCUCUACUCUGCAGAAGAUGGCACUGGGGAUGUUCUUUGGUUUUACUUCUGUCAUUGUAGCAGGAGUCCUGGAGAUGGAGCGUUUACACUACAUCCACCACAACGAAACUGUGUCCCAGCAGAUUGGGAAGGACCUGUACUACGCAGCACCACUGUCCAUCUGGUGGCAGAUCCCUCAGUAUCUACUCAUUGGGAUCAGUGAGAUUUUUGCGAGCAUCCCAGGCCUGGAGUUUGCCUAUUCAGAGGCCCCUCGCUCCAUGCAGGGUGCCCUCAUGGGCAUCUUCUUCUGCCUGUCUGGUGUGGGCUCACUGUUGGGCUCCAGCCUCGUGGCACUUCUGUCCUUGCCAGGGGGCUGGCUACACUGCCCUGAGGACUUCGGGAACAUCAAUAAUUGCCGGAUGGACCUCUACUUCUUCCUGCUGGCUGGCAUUCAGGCCGUCACAGCCCUCCUAUUUGUCUGGAUUGCUGGUCGCUAUGAGAAGACAGCUCAGGGCCCAGCCUCCCACAGCCGUCCGAGCAGGGACAGGGGCUGAAUACAUCCUGUCGCACCCCCUUGCUUCUUUCCAGGAACACAAGACAGCAGCUGUCCCAGCUGUGGUUUCCUUCUCAGUUUAUUCUGUACCCACAAUUAGAAUGAAACGAUUCCCAUAAAUAAGGGGCAUACGCCCUUCUUCAUGA